AUGAAGCCAAAAGAAACCCCAGAUAAACAAGCGAAACAGAGCACUCUGCUGGGAGAAUGUCCCCGGAGGGCCGCCCACGGGUUUUCAGUGAACUUUCAGACGGGCAUCAGUGACACGAACAACAUUGCCUUCCACUUCAACCCUCGGUUUGAUGGAGGCGGAUAUGUGGUCUGCAACACGAGGCAGCAAGGAAACUGGGGGUCGGAGGCGAAGAAGAUGCAGAUGCCCUUCCAGAAGGGGAGUGAAUUUGAGAUCUGCUUCGAUGUAGACAGGUCCUCGUUCAAGGUGACGGUGAACGGGAGCAUCUUCCUGGAUUAUGUACACCGUGUGCCCUUCGACAAAGUCAACGCCAUCUCCAUCUGCGGCUGCGUGCAUGUGUCCUACAUCAGCUUCCAGAUAUGUAAUCCGCUACCAUGUUGAAGAUGUUCACUGUAUAUUGCUUACACGGUCAUAAAACCCAGAAGCUUGAUGAUAUGGCUCCCGAUUACGUCACCACCAACCAAUCAGAAGACAUCCUUGAGCUGAUCACACACCCCUCACCCUCACCCUCACCCUGUGUUUAAGACCAUUUCCCUGAAAGUCAUCGUGGAAUUUGGGGUUUUUAAGCUGCCUGGGCUCCUUGCCUGGAACCUGCAAUAAAUGCUGCGCUUUCCUUCAUCAUAA
Capra hircus (goat) is the source of this 663-nucleotide messenger RNA. RefSeq names its product galectin-9B. The record is from RefSeq and is a predicted model, not a curated record. Lineage: Eukaryota; Metazoa; Chordata; Mammalia; Artiodactyla; Bovidae. Bases 1 to 420 code for a protein of 139 amino acids. The transcript is spliced from 4 exons. Gene Ontology annotation, molecular function: carbohydrate binding.